Messenger RNA from Drosophila yakuba, 2063 nucleotides. RefSeq names its product odorant receptor 67b (gene Or67b). The transcript has 10 exons. Gene Ontology annotation, cellular component: plasma membrane. Gene Ontology annotation, molecular function: olfactory receptor activity; odorant binding. NCBI's taxonomy places the organism in Eukaryota, Metazoa, Arthropoda, Insecta, Diptera, Drosophilidae. The record is from RefSeq and is a predicted model, not a curated record. The coding region runs from base 621 to 1946 and encodes 441 amino acids. Gene Ontology annotation, biological process: detection of chemical stimulus involved in sensory perception of smell; sensory perception of smell.
AGCUGGCAGUAGGCAACGAAUGUAGUCUGUAGUCUGUGUAAGUUUACAUCACUGUUCUCUUGUAGAAAUAAUGUAUUUUUCGAGUCGAAUGUAUAAUUUAAAAUAACGGAAAAAAUUUUCAAAUUUAAAUUUUGUCUUUAGUUAAAAACUUAACUGUUGGCGUUUAAAGCUUUUAGGGGGCAGCAAUUGAACUUUUUGAUAGCCCUUUCUAAACUAUUUAUACCCGUCAAUCGUAGAGUAAAAGGGUAUGCUAGGUUCGUUAAAAAAUAUAUAACAGGUUGAAGGAAGCCCUGCACGCAGAAAACAAAACCUCAGAAAAGUAAAUAAUAAGGAUUACUACAACUUUAAAGAAUAAUUAGAAUUCAAGGUGACGUUUCCGUUUACACGUUUAAUACCAAUCAUGCCCGACUUUAAUUUCAUUAUUAGACUUCCCUGAGGCUUUUGUAGCUAUGGACAUUCGAUGAGUUCUACAUUUUUAAUGAUUUUGAGUAACGCCCAUCCAAUUUGUAUAAUUAUUUGUGUCUUCUAUCGAGUUGCACAAUAACCACAACUUAUAGCAAAUUAUUCCGAAGGAACCAUAUAAUUUGGGCAGCCUAAUUGAGACCCGAUAGCCAUUGCAAAUGCAUAAAAAGCGUUGGAUACGGCUCCUCUUUAAACAGUACAGGAUUCAUUUAUUCGGAAUGCAGGAGCAACUGGAUCAGGAGCUGGAGCGGAUCGACAUGCUGCCAAAACUGGGGCUUCAGUGGGUGGAGUACAGCGCCUACGCACUGGGUGUUAAUAUUGCACCGAGGAAGCGCAGCUCCAAAUACUGCCGAUUAACUCGCAUUGCGGUAUUGAUUGUGAACCUGAGUAUCAUCUACAGUCUCGUCGCCUUCAUCGUGGAAAACUAUAUGAUCUCUUUCGAGACCUACGUUGAGGCGGUUUUACUUACUUUUCAAUUGAGCGUUGGAGUGGUAAAGAUGUUUCACUUUCAGAGCAAAGUGGAAUCGUGUUCCCAAUUGGUGUUUUCAACAGAGACAGGGGAGGUAUUAAAGUCCCUGGGGCUUUCUAGCUUGGAAUUACCGAGGAAAAAGAAACUUCUGAGCUCAGUUAGUUUGAUUUUGCUUAACAAUUGGAUGAUCAUCGAUCGCCAGGUCAUGUUCUUCUUUAAGAUCGUUUGCAUGCCAGUUCUAUACUAUUGUGGACGACCUUACUUUCAAUAUAUCUUCGAUUGUUAUAUAAAGGAUAAGGAUACCUGUGAAAUGACCUUAACUUACCCGGCAAUUGUUCCUUAUUUGCAAUUGGGAAAAUAUGAGUUACCCUCCUAUGUGAUUCGUUUUGUUUUACUUCAAUCUGGUCCUCUUUGGUGCUUUUUUGCCGUUUUCGGAUUUAACAGCCUUUUCGUGGUCCUUACUAGAUAUGAGUCUGGCUUGAUAAAGGUUCUACGCUUUCUGGUUCAAAAUUCUACCUCCGAUAUCCUGGUUCCCAAAGAACAGAGAGUUAAAUAUCUUCAAUGCUGCGUAAGGCUUUUCGCUCGCAUUUCCAGCCAUCACAAUCAAAUUGAAAACCUUUUCAAGUAUAUCAUCCUGGUUCAGUGCUCCGUAAGCAGUAUUUUGAUUUGCAUGCUGCUUUACAAGAUCAGCACAGUAUUGGAAGUUGGCUGGGUGUGGAUGGGCAUGAUUAUGGUUUACUUUGUGACCAUAGCUCUGGAGAUCACUCUGUACAACGUGAGUGCACAGAAGGUGGAGAGCCAGAGUGAACUAUUGUUCCAAGAUUGGUACAACUGUGGUUGGUACAAUGAGUCUAGGGAAUUCAAGUUCAUGAUCAAAAUGAUGCUGCUCUUUUCACGUCGAACUUUUGUGUUAAGCGUGGGUGGCUUUACAAGUCUCUCCCACAAAUUCCUAGUGCAGGUCUUUCGGUUGAGUGCAAACUUCUUUCUGCUCCUACGCAACAUGAACAAUAAAUAGGUUGUUGAACCUCUGCACGGAACGCACGCGGGACUACAUAGUUUUUGCUAUAAGGAUUAAAUAUUAUUAGUGUUUCCCAGUUAUUCAAAUAGAGUCGAAUAUUUUUGUUCAUAAAAA